AUGGCAAUGGAAAUGCUCGCCAUCACAGCGCCGACUUACACUGACCCAUCUCGGUAUGAGCUCUCUAGUGUGCCUCGGCCUACGGUCACGGAGAAGACGGACGUGGUUAUACGAGUUCAUGCAGCGAGCAUUAAUCCUGUGGACGUGAAGAAGGCUGCCGGUGUGUUUAAGUCGGCAGUAGAGGAAAAGUUUCCAUAUCAGAUUGGAUACGAUGCCUCGGGUGUAGUUGUGGAUAUAGGGGAAGAUGUGAAAGGCUUGAAAGUUGGCGAUGAGGUUUACACACGCUUGCCGGAAAUCGGCCGAGGUUCAUGGAGCGAGUAUGCCAAAUGUGCAGAGCGCUACGUAUCUCUCAAGCCCAAGAAUCUCUCCUUCAGUGAUGCUGCAUCGUUGCCGCUCGCCGGCGUCACGGCGCUGCAGGUACUUAGGAAGUAUAAUGGCUCACUAGAAGGAAAGACAGUGUUCAUACCCGCCGGUUUGAGCGGGACGGGAACAUUUGCGUGCCAACUUGCCAAGAACAUUUUCCGCGCCGGCAAAGUCAUAACUACGGUUUCAACGUCCAAGAUUCCAAAAGUCGCAGAGCUUCUUGGCGAAGGCGUCGUAGACCAGGUGAUUGAUUACACAAAACAUGAUCCCACUGAGAUCAUCCCCCAACACUCCGUCGACUUUCUAUUUGACACAACUGGCCAAUCUAUGCAGUUCCUCUCCCUGAUGGUUCCCUCCACAAGCAUGAUUGUAUCCAUUUCCACGAAACCAUCCGCCGCAACCCUGCAGGAGUCGUCUGUCAUGCAACGACCCGACAAUCCUCGCAUCCCGUUAUUCGGGCGCAUGUACCUCGACGCGGGCGAUACGCUGCGUAAACUACGAGCACGUCGCUGGGGCGUCACAUAUAUGUACUGGUUCCUUGAUCCAAACGCGGAGGACCUAGAUACAAUUACGGGGUAUGUUGAAGAAGGGAAGCUAUUGCCAGUGGUGGGUGCGAGGGUGGACAUGAGGGAUAUCAAAAAGGUGCGGGAGGCAUGCCAGUUAACUUAUGACGGGAAGGGAGGCCUAGGCAAGACUGUGUUUGAGGUUAUCCGAGACUAA
Molecule: messenger RNA, 1083 nt
Organism: Fusarium keratoplasticum
Lineage: Eukaryota; Fungi; Ascomycota; Sordariomycetes; Hypocreales; Nectriaceae
Product: alcohol dehydrogenase
Exons: 5
Coding region: 1-1083 (360 amino acids)
Molecular function (GO): oxidoreductase activity
Source: RefSeq, a predicted model, not a curated record